Molecule: messenger RNA, 2684 nt
Organism: Anguilla anguilla (European eel)
Lineage: Eukaryota; Metazoa; Chordata; Actinopteri; Anguilliformes; Anguillidae
Gene: lmbrd1
Product: LMBR1 domain containing 1
Exons: 16
Coding region: 37-1644 (535 amino acids)
Biological process (GO): protein localization to vacuole
Cellular component (GO): vacuolar membrane
Source: RefSeq, a predicted model, not a curated record
CACACACGUGGUUAAUGUUUGUUGCAGGAAGUGAAGAUGGCGGACACUGCUUUGCUAACCGAGUCAGCACUCGGGUGGUCAAUUUUCGCCUUUGUGCUACUGGUUAUCCUGGCCUUCUGCUGGGUGUACAUCCGGAAGUACCAGAGCCGCCAGGAGAGCGAGGUCAUCUCCACCAUCACGGCGAUAUGCGCCCUGGCCGUCGCGCUCAUCACCUCCGCCCUCCUGCCCGUGGACAUCUUCCUGGUGUCCUACAUGAAGUACCCAAACGGCACCUAUAAGGAGUGGGCAGCCAGCAACGAGACGCGGGGCCCCGUGGAGAACACCGUGCUGUACGGCUACUACACUCUGUACAUCAUCAUCCUAUUCUGUGUGUUCCUCUGGAUUCCCUUUGUUUAUUUCUACUACGAGGAGAGGGAUGACGACAACGUCAACAAGUGCUCGCAAGUGAAGAACGCACUCAAGUACACAGCGGGCUUCCUCAUCGUGUGCUCCGCGCUGCUCCUGAUUGGGGCCUUUGUUCCCCUUGAAGCUCCGCCCAGUCAGAACUCGACGCAGUGGGAGAAGGUGCAGUACCUGUUCGAGGAGCUCGGCAGCAGCCAUGGACUGGCUGCCCUGUCCUUCUCCAUCAGCUCCCUGACCUUGGUGGGCAUGCUGGCAGUGAUCACCUACACGGCGUACGGGAUGUCCGUGCUCCCGCUGAACCUGAUCAAGGGCACGCGCAGCGUGGCCUACGAGCGGCUGGAGAACUGCGAGGACAUGGAGGAGGUGGAGCACCAGAUCGAGAAGCUCAAAUCCAAGUGCGAGGACGGUAGACCCCUCUCCUCACGGGACAGGCGGACCCUGCAGGACCUGGAGGCCAAGCUGCGGGUGCUGCAUCGCCGGGAGCGCCACCUGGAGGUGGUGGAGAAGAGCUGCUGCACCAGGGUGGGCGGAGCCCUGCGCCCAGUGAAGAUUGUAAUGGGAAUUUUCUUCAUCCUGGUCGCCGUCCUCUUCACCGUGGCCCUGUUCAUCUCAAACCUGGACAAGGCCCUGCACUCAGCCGGGAUCAAUUCUGGGUUCGUCGUCUUCGGAACCAACAUCACCAACCCCCUGAACGAGCUCCUGCUGGCCCUGCAGCCCGUGUUCCCAUUGGACUACAUCCUGAUAACGGUCAUAACCAUGUACUUUGUGUUGACGUCAAUGGCCGGCAUCAGGAACAUGGGCAUAUGGUUCUUCUGGAUCCGGCUGUACAAGAUCCGCCCCAGACGGACCCGCCCGCAGGCCCUGCUCUUCCUCUGCAUGAUCCUCCUCCUCAUCGUCCUGCACACCAGCUACGUGAUCUACAGCCUGGCGCCGCAGUACGUCAUGUACGGAAGCCAGAAGUACAUCCUGCCGAGCAAAGCGGGGGAGGGGAACGACACCGUGGUGAAUGCCAGGAUCUGCGACGCCGACGCCCCCACAGACCAGUGCACCGUGACGCGGUCCUACCUGUUCCUCCACAAGUUCUGGUUCUUCAGCACCGUCUACUACUUUGGCAACUGGGCCUUCAUCGCGGUCUUCCUGAUUGGCCUGGCGGUGUCCUGCUGCAAAGGAAGGAAGUCGGUGAUUGAGGGGGAGGUGGAGGCCGACGACUCGGACGUGAGCGACGAGGAGUACCUGCAUUGAUCCGGCGCGCAUACCUUCGACCGCGGCACGAAGGGUUGCUGGAAUCAGUCCAGUCUAGCAAAGUUUUGGCUUGAUUGACAUGUAUAAACUUUGGAGGUAAACUAUCGAACGGUUUAAAGCCACAGUACUUUUGAACCUCAGAGUUAGGGCUUCUUGGUAACUGUAAAAUGUUUGUAAAUAUGCUCACUUUGCUUCUUCAUUCUGAUUUGAAGAGAGAUUACUGAAAUGCUAGGUCAAAGGUAUCUUCCAGAGAAUACAUUUGACAAAGGAGGUGAAGGUUUCCUGAAAUGUAUUUAUUUGCUUUUCCUUUUUUCAAAUUUGGCUCUGUGAGAAGAUCCAGAAUUCUUGUAACUCAGUUCCCUGUUUCGGUUAUUGUGACUAAUUAAGGAUGAUAAAUUUGUAUAAAUGUAACAAUAAAUAUUCAGAUUAAGUAAAACCACCUUUGAGAAUUUUAGCUCUGGGAGACAUGGGUUAAAUAUCCAUGGUUUACUUUUGUUUUAUUUAAUUAAUUUAUUAUAUAUUUUUUUUCCUUCCAUAUUAUGUCCAGGGUUUUCUAUGUGGUAUACCGAAUAUCACCAGUAUUGGGUUAGGGUGGUGGGGAAUGGUAAAUGAGUUGUGCUUUAACAGAAAAAUGUUCCUCCAGCGUUGUGGUACUACAUUAUUUCAUUCUCACUAGUGAACAGAUGAGAAAAUGUCCUUUGAUUAACAACAUGCAGUAUUAAAGACAGUAAAGUGUGAUAUUAAAUACAAUAAAGAGUGGGGGUGAGGCAUCUUUGUCAUUUUAUAAUGAUCAUGGUUCAUUGCUACUCUGCCCUUGGGUUCUUGAGUAACCUUAACAUUGUCUUUGUGAUUAACUUUGCGUCGUUACUGGCAAACUUGUGGGGGUUUUGCGGGUUUUCCUGGUCUUCCCUCGCGUCGCGGUCGUCUGCUUUGCGCGGUGAUGCGGGGGGUACAGUUUUCCCAUGGGAAAGGAAGCAUUUUACCGCCGUUUGAUUUGUGUAUUUUUUUUCGACUUUCAAUAAAGACAUUAAAAAAACUGU